AUGUUGGCUAUACUGUAUUGCGGUUGUCAAACAAAGAGAAAAUACCUAUACUUUUUAUUAAAAAUCUGUUGUAUUUUGUGCUAUUUGUUAGUUUUGCUUUCGAAGAAGUGAGUGUUAAGUAGUGGUGAAUAUUUAUUACAAAAUAAUUCCAUUCGUUGUACGACAAUCGUGACAAUAGACCAGUGUCGUAGAACGUAUAAAGAACCAGACAAACUGGAUUGAACAUAAUGAUGGACUCGGAUUCGUCCGGCGCGGAUUUCUGCCGGUUCUGUCGCUCGGAGGCGACUUCGGACCGGCCCCUGUUUCAUCCAUGCAUCUGUACUGGCUCGAUUAAAUGGAUCCAUCAAGAAUGUUUAGUACAAUGGAUGAGAUACUCGAGGAAGGAGAUUUGCGAGCUGUGUGGCCACCGAUUCUCGUUUAUGCCUAUUUAUUCGCCGGACAUGCCGCGAAGGCUACCAAUACGUGACGUUGUGGGCGGUUUGGUCACGUCCGUGGCCUCGGCUGUGAAGGACUGGCUUCACUACACGCUGGUCGCUCUCGCUUGGCUCGGCAUAGUACCUCUCACUGCCUGUCGAACUUACCGCUGUCUGUUUUCCGGGUCCCUAGACCCUGUAAUCUCGCUGCCAUUUGACAUUGUCUCAGCCGAAAACUUGGCUAAAGAUGUUUUUUCUGGAUGCUUUGUUGUGACUUGUACACUGUUUUCGUUCAUCGGUCUAGUAUGGUUGAGAGAGCAGAUAAUGCAUGGCGGAGGUCCUGAUUGGAUGGAACGUGAGAACUUGCCUGCACCUGCACCGGAAGAGAUUCCUUUACCCGAUAAUAAUAAUGACAGAGUGAAUGAAGGAGGAGUUGACGAUGGAGCUGCAAGAGAGGAGGUUAAUGGUGACGGAGCUGAAGAUCCACUAGUUGGUGAUGAAGCCAACUGGAAUCCAAUGGAAUGGGACCGUGCUGCUGCUGAGGAGUUAACAUGGGCUAGACUCUUGGGCCUGGAUGGCUCAAUGGUGUUCUUGGAGCAUGUGUUUUGGGUUGUAUCUCUAAAUACAUUGUUUAUUGUUGUGUUUGCCUUCUGCCCCUACCACAUUGGAAGACUGGGAGCUGCGUUAGCUGGGUUGACAGCAGAGGGUCCGUUUGCAGGACCCCUGACGGCAUUAGCUGGAUAUGUGAUUGUUGGAGCAAUAUUGGCUGUCUUGCACAGCGUAGCAUCACUUCUACGUUUAAGGAGUGCUAAGAAGGCUCUAGGCUUCUGCUAUGUGGUUGUUAAAGUUGCCCUACUGUCUGUGGUUGAGAUUGGUGUCAUCCCCCUCGUCUGCGGAUGGUGGUUGGAUCUAUGCUCCCUCUCAAUGUUUGACGCGACGCUUAAGGACCGAGAAGCGAGUCUCCAUGCAGCCCCAUGGACACUGAUGUUCAUACAUUGGCUAGUGGGCAUGGUGUAUGUGUACUACUUCGCGUCGUUUAUACUUCUACUCAGAGAAGUUUUGAGGCCCGGUGUGCUGUGGUUCUUGAAGAAUUUGAACGAUCCUGACUUUAGUCCUGUGCAAGAAAUGAUCCAUCUAUCAGUAUGGUCUCACAUUCGUCGACUGGUCGUGUCCGCGAUGAUCUUCGGCACGGCUGUACUGUUCAUGCUGUGGCUCCCGAUCAUUGUGAUCAAACACGUCCUGCCAGGAUUCUUGCCGUACGCAGUCGCAGUGCAUACAGAAGCGCCCGUUAAUGAAUUGAGCUUGGAGUUAUUGCUGCUUCAGUGUCCAUUGUGGCAGGUGAUUCUACCAGCCCUUCUGGAGCAGUCGCAUACAAGAACGUGGCUGAAGGCCGGGGUGAGGGCGUGGUGCCUGUGUGCGGCGGGGGUGCUGGGCCUGCGCUCCUACCUGCUCGGCGAGGCGGCGCGCCACACGGAGCCCAACCCGCCGCCGCACCCACCGCACCAGCUCGGAGCUGCGCAUCAGGCGUUGAUGCGUCGCGACGGGCCGGCCGGGUUCGAGCCGUACGUGCGCGUGUCGUGGUUCCCGGUGCGGCUCGCGGCGCUGCUCGUGCUCGUGUCCGUGUCACUCGUCAUAGCCAGCGCGUUGACUCUGGUAAUACCAGUGGCUAUCGGCAGAAAAGUAAUGGCGUUAUGGUUGCCAAAAGCGUCUGAAGGUGUACACGAAUUGUAUACAGCGGCGUGUGGCAUGUACCUGUGCUGGGCGGGCGGGCGCGGCGCCAUGCUGGCGGCGGGCUGGGCGCGCGGCGGGCGCGCGGCGCUGGCUCGGCGCGCGGCGCUCUGGGCACGCGUCGCCGCGCGCGCCGCACUCGCCGCGCUCGCGCUGCUCGGACUCGUGCCGCUCAUGUUCGGACUGCUGCUGGAGCUGGUCCUGGUGAUACCUCUCCGAGUGCCAUUGGAACAGUCUCCUUUAUUGUUCGUGUGGCAAGACUGGGCGCUCGGUGUGCUGUACACUAAGAUCGUGUGCGCACUCACCAUGAUGGGACCUGAUUGGAGCAUGCGACGAGCUAUUGAGAAGGCGUACAGAGACGGCAUCCGAGAAAUGGAUUUGAAGUUCAUAAUACGUUCGGUGGCGGCGCCGCUGGUGUGCUGGCUGGGGCUGGCGCUGGCGGUGCCGUACGCGCUCGCGCACAGCGUGCUGCCGCUGCUGGUGUCGUCGGCGGCGCAGCGCAACCUGCUCGCGCGCCGCGUGUACCCCGCGCUGCUGCUCAUCGCCAUGCUCGCCGCACUCGCCGUCUUCCAGAUACGUCAAUUCCGCAAACUAUACGAACACAUAAAGAACGACAAGUAUCUAGUGGGCCAGCGGCUGGUCAACUACGACCAUCGGCGGCACAAGCAGCAACAAAGCGCCGUCUCCUCAAAUUGAACGGCGACGUCGCGUGUGACACCUAGUGUUUCGAUCUCAUUCUUGCUUUGUUCAAUAAAUGUAAGACCGGGACAGGUCGACGUAAUUCGGUGGUGGGAUUGGCCAGCCGGUUGGUAACCCUAGCGAACUGGAGCCUGACAACCCUAAUAGCGGACAACCCUGAUUAUUUAGUCACUAACAAUCAGAGAUCGUAAGUGUACACCGGUCUAAGGGAUUUUAGGCGUUUCGGCUCCUCUCCAGCCCACAAAAGAGUUAAAAAAUCGGGGUAACUUGUUUCUAAUGUCAACCAGUGUAUACGUAUUUAGUUCUAAUGGUAUCGUGUCGAACCUGAAAGAGUCGUUACUUCUUUAUCUUUAUUAUUGUUAGUCUUCUUACCAUUAGUUACUAUUGAUUUUAUUCUUACAUGCCCUGUCUAAAUCUCCCUACAUUGAAAACUUGAUUGAAAGUACAAAGUUUUGGAUUUAUUUGCAUAUCAUAUUUAUAGAAAGAAAUCUAUAUAUUUUUACAAUCGAUAUUAAUUUUGUAUCCCGGACUUCACUAGUGCGGUGGUGUGCGGUACAAGUAGAUUCAAAUUAGAAAAUCGAAACCAGUUGUAUAAAAAUCACAAUACAUGUUUGUAGAUUAGCCAAAACUUAACGAUUUGGAGCUUGUAAAAUAGGCCUUUUCAGCAAGUAACUAGAAACUAUAUUAGACUAAAGUAAGUCGCUAGACUCGUAAUUCGUUAUACUCUUGUAGUAAUUAAACUUUUUUCAAGUGUUAAUGUCUACAUUGUAAUAUACCGUAAUUUGUUUUGAGUAUGAAUAUCCAUUUAUUUAAAUGUCCUAAUUAGUAUAUUGUUAGAAAAGCUAUUCGAUAUGUAAUAUUCAUACCUCUGAAGUUUAGUUGAUCAUUACAUUCUAUUAGUAGUAAUAAUUUCUGUAAUCUAGUCUAAAAUAUAGUAUAACCUUCAAAUAUUGAAUUCUUUGGCCUUUAACAUUUUUAAUAAAGCUAUAUAUACAACGUACCUUAGAACAAAGCAUUUUGUAUGUGGAAUAUGUGAAAUAAAAAUAUAAUGGUUGUCACACGCGUCGAGCUUCGUACCGGUGUUUCGAUCGAAAAUAUUAACAUUUUACAUGUGGAGUGAUUACCAAUAAAAGGUAGAUAAAGCCGUGUUGACGAUGGUGCGGACGGAAAUAUAGAUUCCACAAGCCAAAACAAUAAGUUGACGAUAGAAUUUUAAAUAUAAUACAAAAGUUUCAGAUUUUUGGGCAGCUUCGUCACUAAAUAUGAUUUAAAAAGUUCGGAGUCAUAAAAAUAUUUGUGUUUUGUAUUUACAGAACAAUAUUUUAGAAAACGCAUAUCGAUAUUUAUCCAUCUCGCCAUUGUCAAUGCGGUCAAAUAAAUUCGAAACAAAAACCAAAUCGUUAACCAUUAUUAUUUUCUAUAGAAAAAUUAAGAAUUAUACGAAAAGACACUAAAGUGAGAAUCGGAUGUGAAUCGGCAAAUAACAACGCCACGUGUAUUCUGAGUACAUUCGAUAUUUUGGGAUGACAUUCUGUUUAGCAAUAUUAGUGUGGUAGCAUAGAAUGCACGUCCCUACCCUGGCUUGUGUUGGUACAGCAUUGUUUGUUUUGUCUCGACAUAAUCAUCGAUAAUACCACAGCAUCGAAUGAGAAGUUAUCGACAUUCGAAAAUUUGUCCAGAAGUUUGUCGAUAUCACGAUAUAAAAUUUAUAUCAUCACACUAGAUCAUUUUAUUAAGAUUUGAUUUAAUAAGGCAGACAGUUUGGAGAUAUUAUUUUUUUUAUCGUCGAUAAUUUCUAUCGAAUGUUUAAUCGUAAAGAUUUCACGCGUAAUUUAAGAUGGCCCUUGUAAAAUAUUGAUAUUGAAUAAUCACCUUUUAUAUCCUUUUCAAAAAAUUCCAAUACUGUUUUAUAAUUAUUAUUACAAUUCAGUUCUCUAGUGUUGGCGCAUAUAAUUAGGAAAGUAUGUUUGUCAAAGUAAAUGGAUUAUAUUUACAUCGAAAAUUCUAUUUUUGUGAUUUGUAUGGAAAAUGUCUUGAGUUUUUUCGCACCAUUUCAUAUUUUGUCCCAAUUUGGCUUAUUAAUUAUAUUUACGUUUUGUCCCUAUUUCUACAUUAAUGUUGAUUAUAAAAUUUGAAAGUUUUAUUGAGGGCUUCCAACAUGAAGGGAUUGAAUAACAUCGUGAGUGAAUAAUAUUAUAUAUGUAAUAUCGAUACUACUUGGAUGAUAUGCAGUAAUCGAGACGGAAAAAAAGUGUCAAGAUCUAAAAAAAUAUAAUUACAUCUGAGUGAUUGUAACAGUUUAUGGUACAUAUAAAAAUUAUUUAAUUCAUUUGGUUGGUUGGUCUGAGGCGUGUUAAACUUUUAAAUAAUUUCUUAUACGGCAUAGUAUGUAAAUUAGUGGAUUUCUAGAUUUUGGUGUGGAAUUUUCUGUGCAUUUUUUAGUAUCAAUACAAAUAUCGAUAGAUAAAGUAUCGAUUAUUUGAUAUCGAUCAAAUAUACUUUCGAUACAUAUACGGUCGGCCGUAUAUUUGGUCGAUAAAAGGGCUCCAAAGGGUCCAGUGUAAAAAUAAAACAAUUAGAAGUUAAAUGUAAAAAGUAAAUGAGCAUUUUACAUUUCAUCCAUAGUUUCAAGUAGGAUCGAUGUGAACUUAUGACAUUACUUAGCCACUAUUUCUACUAUAAUUCUAUUACAAUAUGGUAAAUAAAUCAACGGAUUACCUUUUAUUUUUACUGUCAUAGCUUAGGUUAAGUAGUUUUAUAUACUAUUUAUUGUACACUGCUCAACAUUGUUUUCUUUUUAUAAUUUCUUAUGUUUUUUCUUCGUUUAUGUCCUAUUUACCUAAAGCCAAAGGCGGAAGGAAAUACGAAUUGCAAACUAAGUUUUACAAUUGUAAACCUUACGCCUUUAAUAAUUAACACCUUUUUAAAACUUAUUUGUCUUGUCUGUUACUUGGCUUUGUAUGAAUUAAUUUUAAUUCGAAAUGUUCAAUAUAAAUUUGCCAACCGUGUCAUUACGUUCAAGUUAGAUGACAUUAGAUGCAGAUUAUAAGCAAUUUGUAAAACAAUAAAUUAUAAUUGCAAUAUU
This is a messenger RNA of Manduca sexta (tobacco hornworm), 5925 nucleotides long. Its product is annotated as E3 ubiquitin-protein ligase MARCHF6. NCBI's taxonomy places the organism in Eukaryota, Metazoa, Arthropoda, Insecta, Lepidoptera, Sphingidae. Gene Ontology annotation, cellular component: endoplasmic reticulum membrane. Gene Ontology annotation, molecular function: zinc ion binding. The coding region runs from base 228 to 2837 and encodes 869 amino acids. The record is from RefSeq and is a predicted model, not a curated record. The transcript has 10 exons.